Molecule: messenger RNA, 1141 nt
Organism: Hibiscus syriacus
Lineage: Eukaryota; Viridiplantae; Streptophyta; Magnoliopsida; Malvales; Malvaceae
Product: putative Myb family transcription factor At1g14600
Exons: 4
Coding region: 149-1081 (310 amino acids)
Molecular function (GO): DNA-binding transcription factor activity; DNA binding
Source: RefSeq, a predicted model, not a curated record
GGGCUUAGAGUUCUUUUUUCUAAAGAAUAAUAGUCUAAAUAUUCAUUCCCUUCUUUGCUUGAUCUGGGUAAACUCUGAAUGACUUUCAAACCCUAAGUCUUCUUCGAUCAUCCACUUGCAAACAAAGAGAGCUCAAGUUUGUUGAAAUAUGGUAAGUUUCGAUAGCUUCGAAGAUUCCAGGACCAGCCUGAACAGCAACAACAAAGAUAAAGAUGACAAGAACGACUGUUACAAGCCGAGAAACGGAGAGAGCUGGAGCAAUGGCUCAGUUGAAGAAAAUGGAAAGAAGACUAUUUCCGGAUCCGUAAGGCCGUAUAACCGUUCAAAAACACCGAGACUCCGGUGGACUCCCGAUCUCCAUCUUCGCUUUGUUCAUGCAGUUGAAAGCCUAGGAGGACAAGAGAGUAAGAUGAUUAAGCCUGACAAACCCAGAAUUUUCUUGCUGAUUUAUGCACUAAAAAAGUGUGAUUUUAUUGGCACAGGAGCAACACCCAAGUUGGUACUUCAAUUGAUGAACAUCAAAGGCCUUAGCAUAGCUCAUGUGAAGAGUCAUCUACAGAUGUAUAGAAGCAAGAAGAUUGAUGACCCAAAUCAAGCUAUGUCGGAUCGAGGGCUUCGUUUUGAAGGUGGAGAUCAUCACCAUUUAUACAAAUUCAGCUAUCUUCCCAUGAGCCACGGUUUCAAUAAUUGGAAUCCUUCAAGUUCGCGGGAUGGUCAAAAUGUGUAUAGUUCAGUUGCAGAGAAGCUAUUUCAAAGCUGCAACAACAACAAUUCACUUAGCUUUAGUUCAACACAAGCAAUCAGGCCAAGCAGAACAAUGUGCUCAAUUUUUUUCACGCAUCGAGGCACACUAAAGAGGAAGACAACGGAGAGCAACAACAUUAACCAAGACAUAGAUUUGAACCUAUCCUUGAAACUAGCAACGACAGCAAACAAUGAUGGAGUUGAAAAAGGGUUCGAUGAUAGCACUUUCUCUCUUUCGUUGGCUUCUUCUUCUUCAUCGUUCUCAAGGCUCAGUGGUGGUGAUGGUAAGAAACAGGCGAGGACGACAAUAGCAAGUACUCUAGAUCUCACUUUAUGAAUGAGACAAUUCUGAGUGAGAUCUUGAAGUACUUGUGUCUGAAUUCCACGCUAUAAAAUC